Molecule: messenger RNA, 1182 nt
Organism: Sphaeramia orbicularis (orbiculate cardinalfish)
Lineage: Eukaryota; Metazoa; Chordata; Actinopteri; Kurtiformes; Apogonidae
Gene: nudt21
Product: nudix hydrolase 21
Exons: 7
Coding region: 162-851 (229 amino acids)
Biological process (GO): mRNA 3'-end processing
Cellular component (GO): mRNA cleavage factor complex
Molecular function (GO): mRNA binding
Source: RefSeq, a predicted model, not a curated record
ACCUUACCGGAAGUUGAGGGCCGAGGAAACCGUCGGCGGAGAAAUUAUUGUGGACUAUCUGCAGAAGUGUUGAGAAUUAGCCUCGUUGCUUUGAUAAUCCAUCGACAUACAAACCAGCUCCCGGCUGAAGCUCGUCUGCAGACGGUUUAACUCGGUUCGUGAUGUCGGUUGUUCCUCCCAGUCGCUCGUCCACCGGCUGGCCGCGCGGUGGUGCCGUUCAGUUCGGGAACAAAUACAUCAGUGGGCCCGCGAAGCCGCUCACACUGGAGAGGACCAUCAACCUAUACCCUCUUACCAACUACACAUUCGGCACCAAAGAGCCUCUGUAUGAGAAGGACAGCUCGGUGGCAGCCCGGUUCCAGCGGAUGCGAGAGGAGUUUGAUAAAAUGGGGAUGAGGAGGACAGUGGAGGGAGUUCUCAUUGUCCAUGAACACAGACUGCCUCAUGUCUUACUCCUGCAGCUGGGAACCACUUUCUUCAAACUGCCUGGUGGGGAGCUGAGUCCAGGAGAGGAUGAGGUGGAGGGUCUUAAACGCUUGAUGACAGAGAUUCUAGGAAGGCAGGAUGGGGUCAAGCAGGACUGGGUGAUCGACGACUGCAUUGGCAACUGGUGGCGCCCCAACUUUGAGCCUCCACAGUACCCAUAUAUUCCAGCGCACAUCACCAAACCUAAGGAGCAUAAGAAGCUUUUUCUCGUUCAGUUGCAAGAAAAAGCGCUGUUUGCUGUCCCCAAGAACUAUAAACUGGUGGCAGCACCAUUGUUUGAAUUAUAUGACAAUGCCCCUGGAUAUGGACCAAUCAUUUCCAGUCUACCGCAGCUAUUGAGCAGGUUCAACUUCAUCUACAACUAAUGUGAAGUAUGAAAUGUGUCUGGCUGUCUCUGUGAGCGCAGUCCUGUCUGAGUGUGUCAUGUCAGGAGUCUUGACCAUCUGCAGGGGUGUUUAUACUGUUGAAAAAUAAUAAUAUGUGGGUCUUUCUUUUUUUUUUUUUAACAUUCAGUUUUUGUAGUAUGUAAGUACAACUUCCAUUGUGUUAAGGAUCUGAUUUUAUGCCCUUCACAAGAGGACAUUGUUUGAUUAAACAAACUACACCAUUGAGUUUCCUGUCAUUUUAACCUGUACCAUCAUCUGUUUUCUUUUUAAUAAAGCAGUCCUUUAAAUGUGUUUUUACAAAAUCAAAAAA